Messenger RNA from Pseudonaja textilis, 2425 nucleotides. Its product is annotated as calreticulin-like. The record is from RefSeq and is a predicted model, not a curated record. Gene Ontology annotation, biological process: protein folding; ERAD pathway. Gene Ontology annotation, cellular component: endoplasmic reticulum; endoplasmic reticulum membrane. Gene Ontology annotation, molecular function: calcium ion binding. Lineage: Eukaryota; Metazoa; Chordata; Lepidosauria; Squamata; Elapidae.
AUGGUAUCAGGGAUGAACCUGAUUUUCCUAGGUUACUUUCUGAUAUGUCUGGUUUGGGGAGAUAUAAAUGAUAACGAUGAUACCUCUUCCCCUGUUUUAGAAAAAGAGCAACCCGUUAUAACAAAAGAAUAUUUUAGGGAAGAGUUUGAUGAUGAGGAUGGAUGGGAGGAACGAUGGGUUCUGUCUAAACAUAGAGCUGAUUAUGGUAAAUUUCGGAUAGGAUCAGGAAGAUUUUAUGGUGACAGAGAAAAAGAUAAAGGUCUGCAGACAACUCAAGACAUUAGGUACUAUGCAGUAUCAGCAAGGUUUCGACCUUUCAAUAAUGAAAAUCAGACCUUAGUAGUUCAAUAUACAGUAAAAUAUGACCAGCAGGUUGAUUGUGGUGGAGCCUAUAUCAAACUUUUUUCUGUCGAUGUGAAUCAAGACACCCUGAAUGAAGAGUCACCUUACUAUAUUAUGUUCGGACCUGAUAUAUGUGGAAAGUAUAAAAAGAUAGUGCAAGUUAUUUUGAACUAUAAAGAUGACUACUAUUUGACUAAAAAGAACAUUACAUGUGAGACUGAUGACUUUACCCAUCUCUACACUCUAAUUCUACGUCCUGAUUUAACUUAUGAAGUGAAGAUAGAUAAUUAUGUGGUUGAGGCUGGCCAUCUAGAAGAUGAUUGGGACUUCCUGCCUCCAAAAAAGAUAAUAGAUAAUGAUUUGCCAAAACCUGAUUAUUGGGAUGAAAGAGAAACUAUUCCAGAUCCCAUGGAUAAAAAACCAGAGGACUGGGACCAACCACAAAGAAUUCCUGAUCCUACUGUGUUAAAGCCAGAUGACUGGGAUGAAGAAAUGGAUGGGGCAUGGGAACCACCACUGAUUUCAAAUCCUGAAUAUAAAGGCAUUUGGAAACCUCGUAUAAUUAAAAACCCCAAUUAUAAUGGCAUUUGGGUCCAGCCAGAAGUUGACAACCCUGAAUACAAACCAGAUCCUAAUAUUUACAAAUAUUAUAAUAUUAGUGUCAUUGGCUUAGAAAUUUUACAGGGGAAAUCUGGUACAAUAUUUGAUAACUUUCUUAUUACAAAUGAUGAACAAUAUGCUGAAGACGCUGGGAAUGAAAUGUGGGGUGUCACUUUUGAGAGGGAAUGGAGGAGACGGGAAGGACAAGAUGCAGCGUUUAAAAAUAUUAAAGAAGAGGAGCCAAAGGGAAAAGAGACCAAGAAAGAAAAGAAGAAAAAAGCUACCAAAGUCAAAGAUGAACUCUGAUCAAUCAAAUCACUGUAUAAUUACUGUCACUCAAUCUGGUCAUCACAGUUGGGUAGUAUUGUACUUAUUUUCUAAAUGUUACACAAAAUGCAGUGGUGAUAUGAAAAUCCUGACAAUUUUUGUACUACUAGAUGGCAGUUGAAUAUUCCAGAAAACAUGUAUAGUUUCUAUAGUUUGUUUUAUACAUAUCAAUCUCUGUAAUAUUACAUUCUAUUGGUGUUCAGAAGAAGGAUUAUUUUCCAGAAAUCAUAUAGAUGGAGGAAAUUACACAGUGCAGAGAUGUGACACACAUAAUUCACACCCAUUGAUCACUAAACCACUCCUGAAUUGAAAGGGAGAGUAAUUAUUUUCAAACAUCCAUAGAUAGUCUGAAAUCUGAAUGAAAUAUUAUAAUCAGAAAUACGAAGACACCUUAUGUGUUAUUUGUUAAUUGUGUCCAGGAUGCAUGGUGGAAUGCUGUGUAAAAAAAAUCCUCAUGCCUAAUGGAUUUUCUGGAUUUUCAUGUGAUUUUUUUGCUUAAAAAUGAACUGAAAUAGAUCAUGAGAGACACAUAUGAAUCAGCCACCCCACUAAAUCAGAACAAAGACUUACAAUUAUUAGCAAAAAUGGAUUAAUUAUAAAGUUAUAGAAUUGUCAAAUUGGAAAGUAUCACAAGGCUCAUCUAUUCCAAUCAUAUGCAAUGUGGAAGAAAACCUGUUUAAACAUGUCCAGCCUAUCCCUCAAAAUCUCUAGCGAUGGAGAAUCCAAGCUUCUGUCAAAAGCUUAAACCUUUGCCUUCUUCCCAUUCAUCACAUGAAAAAAUUCUUCCUAAAAAUCUAGGCCUGAUAGGCCAUGCCAUUUGGGAUUUACAGAAACUGGAACUGAUAAAUUUGAUUUCAAAUUUUCUAAAUCCAAAUGGCCUCCAUUCAGAUGGUGAGGCUAGUCUCUCAUUAAUGAAUUUUAUGUGAUGUGGGAAGCUAAUAUUUCAUAGUAUGAUUGUUACUUUUUUGUCAUUUAGCAUGGUAGGUACAGAAUGCAUUUUGAUACAGAUGUAUAGAUAACUGUAGAAUAUUUCACAUCACCACUUCUUUCAUGCUUAAUUCUUCCUGAAGUUGUCAGAAAAACUGGUAGCUGCCACCAUGUGUAACCAUAUGACUAAACAAUAAAAGAGGUCUUCCUAUAUUUAUACAUAAAAAUA